UACCCUUUCCUAUGUCUGUAGGAGUUGAUUAACCAGGGCCGUCAGAAGGUGAUGGAGGCCACCAACGCUCUCAAGUUCCUCCCCAGAGAAUCUCUAGAGGACACCAUCGGGAGAGUGUGGAAGGAGAACCCAGCCCUCACGGAGUCCCAGGUCCAGGCCAUGGCUCUGGGGAGACAGGCCAGUGUAGAGAUGGAGCUCAACCACAGAGAAGCUGUCUACAGAGACGUCCUCAACAAGCAACAGACUCUAAUGAUGUACGUUCAGAAGGUGAUCACCAACAGGAAGGUGAGAGAGCAGCAGAUCGCCAUGGCCAACCAGGCCCAGCUGAUGAGCCAGAUGAACGGCAUGCUGGGAGCUGGAGGGAUGAGCCAGAUGGAACUCUUGGGGUUGUACCAACAGCUGGGGGCGCUACAGGGUCAUCCCACCCACCCCUCCAUGGGCGGCAAGAACCCCGGCCCCUCCAAGGGCAACCUGUAAGGGGAGGGGGACCCAGGGCGUACCCUACAUAGUGCACUAUCCACUAUCCAUAUUGGCUGAGUGCGCAACGUUAGACCAAUGUAGCGAAUAUGGUUCCAUUUGUGACCCGGACUGCCCCCUCGAUGUCUCAGUAGGUUGCUCCCUAAUGCUGCUCUGUCUCCUAUGUAGUGCACUAGAUGGAGCCCGAAGCCCCAGGGUUUUGGUUAGAAGUAGUGCACUAUGUAGGGGAUAGGGGUGUGUGAUCUGGGAACGUAGCCGCUGCCUUACAACCCUUCACUGGGGAGGUGAGAGACGACACAGAGAGAAGGGUCUCGGAGCCCCUCACCACUCCUUCCAGCUCUCCUGUCUCCUGAAGCAGGGAGUGACAUGACUUGUAUAGGGACUAUAUGAAGGGGUUUUAGCAAUUUCAUAUAUUAUAUUGUUAUUAUUAUUAUUAUAUUAUCAUUAUAUUCUGUAUAUAACGCAUUCAUGUUAUUCAGGUUCUCUCCUAUAGUUCACAUGUAUUUAAAGGAAAAACGUUAAGCAUUGCGUUAUUCUUUCUCCUUAAAGGAGGGGUUGUUUAAUGAAUAGAUUUUUCUGUAAGUUGUGUUUUUUUAUACAGUUUUAAUGAAUGUCUAUCUAAAGAACCCCCAGAGUGGGAUCACAGUGCUGACUAAUUGGUGACGGGACUAUUUUAGGAUAUUAAACCGCUACAAGAUGCGAUCCCUCUAGCGGACGGACACGCAGGCUAGCGGACGGACACGCAGGCUAGCGGACGGACACGCAGGCUAGCGGACGGACACGCAGGCUAGCGGACGGACACGCAGGCUAGCGGACGGACACGCAGGCUAGCGGACGGACACGCAUCCAGCGAUGCUGGUGUCCGCAAACUAUUUUGGGAGAUUUUGAUGCAUAGCCAUGACAAGAAAAAACUAUAACAUUCAAAUAAAAAUUAGGGCCAGAUUUCCAUUUCCUAAAGUUUUGUGUAAAUGAGAUUUGAGAAUGAUUUUUCUAUCAGCUUGUGGCUCUUACUAUUACCACUGUUUGUCUCAUGGUUAUUAUGAUGGUAAUAUGGAAUGCUCUUGUAGUUAAAACACACUGCCUCCCCCCCUGUCUCUCACCCCUCGCUCACUUCCCCGGGACUCUCGCUCUUUGUAAAGCUCAUGCUCUUGUUGUCAAGUUGUUGCCUAGCGUAGCUCCAUAUCCCAGGGUGCUGUUCAUCCUUCUCUUUCUGUUCCACUUGUUGCAUCCUAAUCCAACCCUGGUGGAGGACUGGGUCGACAGGAGGUUGUCUGACCUGGUCGACAGGAGGUUGUCUGACCUGGUCGACAGGAGGUUGUCUGACCUGGUCGACAGGAGGUUGCCUGACCUGGUCGACAGGAGGUUGCCUGACCUGGUCGACAGGAGGUUGCCUGACCUGGUCGACAGGAGGUUGCCUGACCUGGUCGACAGGAGGUUGUCUGACCUGGUCGACAGGAGGUUGUCUGACCUGGUCGACAGGAGGUUGCCUGACCUGGUCGACAGGAGGUUGCCUGACCUGGUCGACAGGAGGUUGCCUGACCUGGUCGACAGGAGGUUGCCUGACCUGGUCGACAGGAGGUUGCCUGACCUGGUCGACAGGAGGUUGUCUGACCUGGUCGACAGGAGGUUGCCUGACCUGGUCGACAGGAGGUUGUCUGACCUGGUCGACAGGGUAGAGGAGGGGGAGGUCGGGGUGCUUCACCAAGCAAGGUCAUGUCCAGCUCUUUUAUUUCAUUAUGGGUGAACCCAGCGGGAAUCCAAUUCACCGUCUUGACGUUGCAGGUGCCCGGAUCAACUGAGCCACAGAGGACUGAAGUUUGACACCAUCUAGCUUUUAAAUCAGGACCCGAUUCCAGUGUGCCAUUCCUUAUCCAGACCUGGGUUAGCUGCACCAGGCCUGGGUUAGCUGG
Molecule: messenger RNA, 2387 nt
Organism: Oncorhynchus masou masou (cherry salmon)
Lineage: Eukaryota; Metazoa; Chordata; Actinopteri; Salmoniformes; Salmonidae
Product: transcriptional regulator ATRX-like
Exons: 4
Coding region: 52-477 (141 amino acids)
Biological process (GO): replication fork processing; chromatin remodeling
Cellular component (GO): pericentric heterochromatin; nucleus
Molecular function (GO): chromatin DNA binding
Source: RefSeq, a predicted model, not a curated record